Messenger RNA from Nicotiana attenuata, 491 nucleotides. RefSeq lists its product as uncharacterized. Gene Ontology annotation, molecular function: oxidoreductase activity. The transcript has 2 exons. The record is from RefSeq and is a predicted model, not a curated record. The annotation marks the transcript as partial. Lineage: Eukaryota; Viridiplantae; Streptophyta; Magnoliopsida; Solanales; Solanaceae.
CAUUGACGUACAACCCUACAAGCAUCUUGUUUAUAAAUGUGCCAAGCGUAUCCAAGUUGCAGUGGCAUCCAUUUACUGUAGUUUCAAACAGUAAUUUGGAGGCAGAUAAAUAUGAUGAACUUGAAGAAAGUAUCAUCUUCGACAGUUCAGAUACCGAUGGUUUGGUUUUCCCUCACUGUGAUGCCCUCGUUAUCACUUUACGAAUUUUAGAUACCGAUGUGAGGCGCAUUAUGGUAGAUGAUGGAAGUGGUGCGUGCAUUAUUCACCCUCGAGUACUUGCACAAAUGAAACUCGAGGAAAAGAUAGUGUCGUGCUGCAUCACGCUAACGAGUUUUAACAAAGCAGUUGAGCGGACAUCCGGCAAGAUCACACUACCCGUCAUGGCCGGCGGCGUCACUCUGAAAACCACAUUCCAUAUCAUGGACCAAGACACGACAUACAACGCCAUAAUAGGACGACCAUGGAUAAACACCGUGAGAGUCAUCCCCUGA